AUGAAAACUAACAACAAAAUCAUACUCGGUAUUACUGCAAGUAUUGCUGCUUAUAAAGGAAUUGACAUUGCAAAUGAACUUACAAAAAGAGGAUAUGAUGUUCAUGUAACACUAACUAAAAACACACUUCAUUUAAUUCAACCUUCUACUAUUGAAGUACUAACCCACAACAAAUGUAUUAUUGACAGUUUUGAUCGUCCAAAUGAAUAUGAUGUUCAUCAUAUUUCAUUGGCACACUCAGCUUCUUUAUUUCUCAUUGCACCAGCAACAGCAGACAUUAUUGCAAAACUUGCUUCAGGAAUAGCAGAUGACUUUUUAACAACAACAUUUCUUGCAGCAACAUGUCCUAAAUUAAUUGCACCAGCAAUGAACACCACAAUGCUUCACAACCCAAUCACUCAAAGAAAUAUACAAAUUCUUAAGUCAUUUGGUGUUACAUUCAUUAACAGUUCAUAUGGUAAAUUAGCUUGUGGUGAUGUUGGAGAUGGUAAGUUAGCUUCUGUUGAUUCAAUCCUUACAUUUGUUGACCAACAACUCCAUCCAAUCCAACCACUUCUUAAUAAGAAAAUAGUCAUUACUGCUGGACCAACAAUUGAACCAAUAGACCCAGUUCGAUUUAUUACAAACCACUCAACAGGAAAAAUGGGGUAUGCAAUUGCUCAAGUAGCACAACAAUUUGGAGCAACAGUUACAUUAAUUACUGGACCAACAACAAUACAAAAACCAAGUGGAGUUAGUAUUGUUAAUGUACAAACAGCAAUUGAAAUGUACGAUGCAGUUAUGAAAGAGAAAGAUGUUGACAUUUAUAUUAUGUCAGCAGCAGUUGCAGAUUAUCGUCCAAUGAAUAUUUCUAAUCAAAAAAUUAAGAAAGAUGAGAAUGAAUUAACAAUCACAUUAGUUAAAAAUCCAGAUAUUUUAAAGGAAAUAGGAGAUAAAAGAAAUGACCAUCAGAUUAUUGUUGGAUUUGCUAUGGAAACUCAAGACUUGAUUCAAAAUGCACAAGAAAAACUUAAAAAGAAACAUUGUGAUAUGAUUGUGGCAAAUCAAUUAAAUGUUAAAGGAGCUGGAUUUGGAGGAGAAACAAACAAAGUUGCUUUUAUCACAAAAGAUGUUAUUGAAGAAACUGAAGUACUUUUGAAGAGUGAAAUAGCACGAUUAAUUAUUGAAAAAGUUAUUGAUAGAAUAAAUCAAUAA
Messenger RNA from Entamoeba histolytica HM-1:IMSS, 1194 nucleotides. RefSeq names its product phosphopantothenoylcysteine decarboxylase/phosphopantothenate--cysteine ligase, putative. Gene Ontology annotation, molecular function: phosphopantothenate--cysteine ligase activity; phosphopantothenoylcysteine decarboxylase activity; FMN binding. Gene Ontology annotation, biological process: coenzyme A biosynthetic process; pantothenate catabolic process. Gene Ontology annotation, cellular component: phosphopantothenoylcysteine decarboxylase complex. The coding region runs from base 1 to 1194 and encodes 397 amino acids. The record is from RefSeq and is a predicted model, not a curated record. The transcript has a single exon. Lineage: Eukaryota; Evosea; Mastigamoebida; Endamoebidae.